This is a messenger RNA of Phaeoacremonium minimum UCRPA7, 612 nucleotides long. RefSeq names its product putative conidiation-specific protein (con-13) protein. NCBI's taxonomy places the organism in Eukaryota, Fungi, Ascomycota, Sordariomycetes, Togniniales, Togniniaceae. Bases 1 to 612 code for a protein of 203 amino acids. The transcript has 3 exons. The record is from RefSeq and is a predicted model, not a curated record.
AUGAUUGACAUCUUUGGGCGAAUGCCUCUUGGCAUGCGAGAAUACAUUAGGCACAUAAUUGCCCUCCCUCAUGUUGCAUCUGGCGCUGCUGCUUUAUCGAACGGAGAUAAUAUCGCCAUUGGUGACGGUUAUAUGAUGGUCUAUAUUCUCACUCACGAGAUGUCGCACUCACUUGAUUCCCAUGCCCUUCUCAACAUUGCUCCAGCGCCCUUCAGCACUGGCAGCAUUUGGAAAGACAAUUACAACCAGGACAGCGCUGUUGCCAGCGAGUACGCCCGCUCCGCAUGGCCUGAGAACUUCGCUGAGACUGGUAUUGUUGGUCUCUAUGAUAAGGUGGUACCAGGUGGUAUUGGCAAUAUCCAGAAGAACUGGAAUCAGAUAUUCCACCAGUAUGCCACAUAUCAAGGCUACCUUGGCAACAUCAUCAUUCCACACGCCAAGUCUCAGUGCACACAGCGUCUAGACAACUCUGCUGUUGUUCCCAUGGGUGAUAGUGCCAAGUUCCGCGCUCGUGAAGAUGCUCCCGAUGUUAGUAUUGGAGCAGGGAUCAGAAUCAUUCCAGCGGGCGUCUAUGAGAACGUAACAUUCGUCACCCCAGCUCACACCAACUAG